This is a messenger RNA of Cuscuta epithymum, 795 nucleotides long. Lineage: Eukaryota; Viridiplantae; Streptophyta; Magnoliopsida; Solanales; Convolvulaceae. The record is from the annotation of a GenBank genome assembly.
CUCUUUUUGAAAUAAAAGUCUUAUUAGUCUUCUUUGGAUAGUCAAAGUAUGUCAUAGAGUUGACAAACAAGUUCUGGAGUUGAAGAUUAUAUCGAGUACUUGAAAAUCUUCAACGAUUUCCAUGGGCAGAGAAGGGCCAUGUAAUCAUUGUGGCAUAACAUGCAUGAAUUAGAUACUCCACUAUGGAGGAUGGGACCGCCAGAGAAACCAGUUCUAUGCAAUGCAUGUGGAUCGAGAUGGAGAUUAAAGGGAAACCUCAAUGGUUAUGUUCCUAAACAUGCAAUGAGAGAUACUCCAAGUGAUCGUCACACACUAUCUUUUGAGAUGAAGUAUCAACACAGGAUAAUCAACUCUCACCAAAAUGUGAAACCAGAAGGAAGUGAUAUGUCAUCCACUUCUCCUAAGGAGGAUCAAUUUGGCACUUCAAGCUCUGAAUCUUCAAUACCAACCCCGGACAAAUGCAUCCAAGGAGCAGAAGUUAUUCUAAUGGGUGAAGCAAAUCAAAGUAAAUCAACUUGGAAUGCUAACAAUGUCACUAGAAAGAAAAGGUCAACUCUUGAGGAACAAAGUUAUUCAUCCAUUGAUACUUUCUAUUUGCAACUUCAUCACAUUCAAAAUGAUAUUGUUGAUGAAAAUGACACAACAUAUCAAGAAGGGGAAGACACUCUCAUCUAUCAAAAGUGGCAAUGUAUUCCGGACAAUGAGAUUGGUUUCGGAGCUACUACCCUUAGUCCGCCAAGUAUUCCUUAAAAACACUGUUGCCCUCUUAAAUAUGCCAAAAUAUAAAUCAUUCCC